UAUAUCAGUCAGUAUAUUGUGCAAUCUUCUAACUGGUAGUUUUGUACAUGAUGAUAAAGUCAACAGUUUUAUUCAAUAUUAUAUUAUCAUUUUCUCAAAUAAACACAGCAAGAAUUUUGGCGAUUUUUCCCACGCCAUCAAUAAGUCAUCAAGUAGUAUUUCGACCUCUUACUCAAGAAUUAGCCCGAAGGGGUCACGAAGUUAUAGUGAUCACAGCAGACCCAGUAUUUACUAAGGAUAGUAGACCAAAAAACUUAACCGAAAUAGAUGUACAUGAUAUUUCAUACAACGCUUGGCGAGAUGGACUCGAUGAACGUGACACAGGUUUUGGUAAAAAAACCGGUGUUUUUAAAUUAGUCAAGAAUAUGGAAGAUUUUUUUAAAGAAAUGCUCGAAUUACAAGUCAAUACGGAAGAAAUACACGCUUUGCUUAACGGUGAUAGUAAAUUUGAUUUGCUAAUUAUCGAGGCAUGUGUACGUCCAGCAUUAAUGUAUUCUCAUAAAUUUAAAGUACCUGUUAUCCAGAUAAGUUCAUUUGGCUUCAUGUUAGGAAAUGACGAAGUUAUUGGUGCGCUUACACAUCCAAUUUUAUUUCCAAUAAUUAUGCGCCAAAGGGUAUUCAAUCUGACCUUUUGGGAAAAGUUAUACGAAUUAUACCUGCAUUAUUGGAUUAUAUAUCAUUGGCAUAUGAGUGAAACCAGGGAGCAUGAAGUACUAAGUAAAUACUUUGGUAGUAACGUACCUUCGUAUAAAGAACUGAAUAACAAUAUAGAUAUGCUCUUUUUAAAUAUUCAUCCUAUAUGGACAAACAAUCAACCACUUCCACCCAAUGUUAUUUCAAUAUGGGGAAUUCAUAAGAAUCAAGAAAAACCUCUACCUCAGGCCAUCCAAGAGUACAUGGACUCUUCCAAAAAUGGUGUAUUAUACUUUAGUUUGGGUUCAAAUGCACAGUCGACAAUGUUGCAUUCGGAUACAAUAAAUACGUUAAUCGACGUUUUCUCCCAAUUGCCAUAUAACGUUUUGUGGAAAUGGGAAAAAGACGAGCUACCCGGUAUAUCGAAAAAUAUUAAAAUAUCAAAAUGGUUACCUCAAACUGAUCUCUUACGUCAUCCAAAUUUGAAGCUUUUUAUCACUCAAGGAGGUUUACAGUCUACCGAUGAAGCUAUCAAUUCUGGGGUACCACUCAUAGGGAUACCGAUGCUGGCUGAUCAAUGGUACAAUGUGGAGUUUUACGAACAUCUCAAAAUUGGCAUUGGUCUCGAUAUAGAAACAAUAACGAGAGAAAAACUAUUGAAGGCGAUCGAAACAGUUAUCAGUGAUAAAAGCUACAAAGAAAACAUACUUAAGCUUCGAAAUAUUUUAAAUGAUCAACCACAGAGUGCGUUGGAUCGAGCGGUAUGGUGGACCGAAUACGUGCUGCGAUACGGUGGUGCAAAGCACUUUCGAGCUGCGAGUGCUAAUUUGUCAUGGUUUGAGUUCUAUGAAGUGGAAUUUAUGCUUAAAUUGCUAAUGCUAAUCUUUACGACUAUAGUAGUAUUGAUAAUAACAAGCCAUCUUGUUUAUAGACGUCUGCGAUGUUUUAUCUAUUCACAUAAAUUCGAGGUAACUCAAGAUAAAAAACAAAUUUAAUUUUUUAUCGUUUUAUUGUCUACUAGCGGACGCGACAAACGUUGUCCUGUCUUAAUUAUAAAUAUUGAUUUAGAAAUUGUAUAAUUAACUAAAAUGAGAUACAAAAUUCUUUGUUUGUUUUUCUGGCGCGUAUAUAAAUAGUUUUGUUGGUAUUCCGACAUGGGAACAGGCGACAUAUAACUGGCCAUGGGAAAGACAUGGAUUUUCAAGAUUAAUGCCACAAACAAUAAUUGAUUAUUGACCGAAGCAUCACUCUUAAGGAUUACUUAAUGGUGGCUGGUGGCAAAUUAUUCUUAAAUUUUCUGAUUCCUUCCAUAUGAACCUUCUCCUGACAAAAACAAACACAACAAAAUAAGAAUUAGCGAAAUCGGUCCAGCCGUUCACGCGUGAUGCCGUGACCAAGGGAUAUGAGUAUUAAUUUUUAUAUAUUAUAUAAGGUUAGAUAAAUGUAUUUAAUUCUGAAUGAUUUUUAUGUUACUUUCCAGUCUUUAAAAUGUUUAUUAUUUCCAAUGUCCCAUUACCAAUUGUUACAAUGAUUUAUUUUUACGUAUGGAUGCUCUUCUAAGCACGUUUAAAAAUAAAAUUGUUACCACCACUAAUAAUUACCCGAAUGUACUAUUGAUAUUUUCUUACCGUUUAUUUUCAAUCAAUGUUGAAUACAUCACAUAGUAUUAAGCAAAAUAAACAUUCUUGGAA
Molecule: messenger RNA, 2324 nt
Organism: Pieris brassicae (large cabbage white)
Lineage: Eukaryota; Metazoa; Arthropoda; Insecta; Lepidoptera; Pieridae
Product: UDP-glucosyltransferase 2-like
Exons: 4
Coding region: 48-1628 (526 amino acids)
Molecular function (GO): UDP-glycosyltransferase activity
Source: RefSeq, a predicted model, not a curated record